AUGGGGCGGGUCCGCCACGGACUCCUUUGCUGUGUGGGUAUUAACGUGGAUUGCAUUAUUAACUUGGGACAAACUUCCUGCUUUUCUCCGGGUGAUUUACUCUUACAUUUUAAUGACUACUUACCUGUCUUCACAAGAAGUGUUUUUGCUACUUCUUGCACCUCAGACCAUCUGAAUGUGUCUGUGCGUAACGGGACUUUACUUGUGAAGGACGCGUUUUGUUUGGAGACGGACUUGAGACGCCUUAAAGAGACUAUUCGCUGUUCGUUUCACGAUUCAAACGGUGAGAUCUUUUCUAUGUGCCUUAAAUUACGAUUCGCCUCAGUCCAAACAUCAUUAUUACAUUCUAUGCAACACGUAUCAAAUCAACGGAAACCGAGAAUAAGGCGAGCCGUGAAUUCAGCGCCUCAGUUUCAGUUACCGAACUACCAGGUUUCAGUGCCCGAGAACGAGCCGGCGGGUACGAGAGUCAUCACCCUCAAAGCGACUGACAGUGACCAUGGAGAGGCGGGGAAGAUCGAGUAUGGCAUGGAAGCAUUAUUCGACAGCCGUUCCAACGACUUCUUUAGGAUAGAUCCUCAAACAGGCAGCAUUGAGACUGUCCAGCCAUUAGACAGAGAAGUUAAAGACACUCACGUGUUUAAAAUCACAGCAACUGAUAAUGGCAUACCGCGACGCACAAUCACGUCAUACCUGACUGUUACAGUUAGUGACACUAACGACCACGGGCCCGUCUUUGAACAGAAUGAAUACAGGGUUAGGAUACGAGAGAAUGUGGAAGUUGGUUUUGAGGUAAUUACAGUCAGGGCGACAGAUGGAGAUGCACCAUCCAAUGCGAACAUGAUAUAUAAGAUCGUGAAUGGCGAGGGUGUCAAUUCUGGGUUUGAAAUUGAUUCUCGAAAUGGACUGGUCAAGAUUCGCUUGCGUCCAGAUAGAGAAACCAUGUCUCAGUAUCAGCUGAUAGUAGAGGCCAAUGACCAGGGAAAGGACCCUGGGCCUCGCAGUGCUACCGCGACAUUGCACAUCACAGUUGAAGAUGAAAACGAUAACUAUCCUCAGUUUAGUGAGAAAAGAUAUGUAGUGCAGGUGCCAGAAAAUGUGGUGGUUAACACUAAAGUGGCCCAGGUAGAAGCCACUGACCGAGAUGAGGGCAAUAAUGCCAAGGUUCAUUACAGUAUAAUCAGUGGCAAUGUAAAAGGUCAGUUCUUCAUUCACACCCCAACUGGAGCCAUUGAUGUCAUAAACCCUCUGGACUACGAAAUUAUCAGAGAAUAUAAUUUACGCAUAAAGGCCCAGGAUGGAGGCAGGCCUCCUCUCAUUAAUGGAACAGGCAUUGUUGUCAUCCAAGUUGUGGAUGUGAAUGACAACGCUCCUAUGUUUGUAAGCACUCCUUUCCAAGCCACCGUUUUAGAGAAUGUGCCCAUUGGAUAUUCUGUUAUUCACAUUCAGGCCAUUGAUUCUGAUUCUGGAGAAAAUGCUCGUUUGGAUUACAGCCUCACAGACACCACUCCAGGCUUUCCCUUCACCAUCAAUAACAGCACUGGAUGGAUCACAGUCAGUGCUGAGCUGGACAGAGAAACCACUGAGUAUUACACCUUUGGAGCAGAAGCCAGAGACAAUGGUGUUCCGGUAAUGUCGUCCUCAGCUAGCGUUAGCAUCACCAUUCUAGAUGUGAAUGACAACAUCCCUGCAUUCACCGAAAAGGUAUACUCUCUAAAAAUCAAUGAAGAUGCUGUUGUAGGGACCAGUGUGUUAACUGUUACAGCUCUGGACCGUGAUGUAAACAGUGUGGUCACCUAUCAGAUCUCCAGUGGUAAUACACGGAACCGGUUUGCCAUCACUAGUCAAAGCGGAGGUGGACUCAUCACGCUGGCUUUGCCGUUGGAUUACAAACAGGAACGCCAGUAUGUUCUGACUGUCACUGCCUCUGAUGGUACACGCUUCGACACAACACAGGUGUUCAUCAAUGUAACUGAUGCUAACACUCACAGACCCGUGUUCCAGAGCGCAAGCUACCAUCAGACUUUCAGCGAGGACCGACCCAUUGGAUCAACUGUUGUGGUAAUCAGCGCCACAGAUGAAGACACGGGUGAGAACGCACGCAUUACAUAUAUCAUGGAGGACAACGUCCCACAGUUCAAGAUUGAUCCGGACACAGGUGCCAUCACCACGCAGAUGGAGAUAGACUAUGAAGAUCAAGCCUCCUACACGUUGGCCAUCAUCGCGCGUGACAAUGGAAUCCCUCAGAAGUCUGAUACCACCUAUGUGGAAAUCAUUGUUCUUGAUGCAAAUGAUAAUGUGCCACAGUUUGGGAGGGAUAAAUAUCAGGGUACCGUGUUUGAAAACUCACCUGUGUUCACCAGUGUGCUCCAGAUAUCUGCUUCAGACAGGGACUCGGGGUCUAAUGGGCGCGUGAGCUACACCUUUCAAGGUGGCGAUGACGGGGAAGGUGAUUUCAUGAUUGAGCAGUACUCUGGAAUUAUAAGAACACAAAGGAUGCUGGACAGAGAGAACGUUCCAGUGUAUAACCUGAAGGCCUAUGCUGUUGAUAGAGGUGUUCCUCCUCUCAAAGCAGCAGUGGAGAUCCAGAUUUCUGUGUUAGACAUCAAUGACAAUGCUCCUGUUUUUGAGAAGGAUGAACUGUGUAUCUACAUCAAAGAAAACAGUCCUGUCGAUUCAGUGGUUGCCCGGAUCAACGCCAUGGAUCCAGAUGAAGGAACCAAUGCUCAGAUAUUGUAUCAGAUUGUGGAAGGAAAUAUCCCAGAGGUCUUUGAUUUGGAUAUAUUCACUGGAGACUUAAAAGCACUUGUGGAUUUGGACUACGAAACCAAAUUGGAGUAUGUCAUAAUCGUACAGGCCACAUCCGCUCCUUUGGUCAGCAGAGCAACCAUCCACAUUCGUCUGAUUGAUGUCAACGACAAUGAUCCCGUCCUGCAGAAUUUCCAGAUUAUCUUCAAUAACUACGUCACCAAUAAAUCCAACAGUUUUCCAUCUGGGAUUAUAGGAAAGGUACCUGCCUAUGACCCAGAUGUGUCAGAUAAACUCAAGUAUAGUUUCACUGAAGGAAAUGAGCUGAGUUUGCUGAUUCUAAACACAAAUACAGGUGAGCUCAAACUCAGCAAAGAUCUGGAUAACAACAGACCACUGGAGGCCACCAUGAAAGUUUCUGUCACAGAUGGUAUCCACCAAGUGAUGGCCUUCUGCACUCUCCGUGUGACCAUCAUCACUGACGAGAUGCUAACAAACAGCAUCACUGUCCGCCUGGAGAACAUGUCCCAGGAACGCUUCCUAUCCUCAUUGCUUUCUCUAUUCGCCAAAGGUGUGGCAGCUGUUCUAUCAACUAGUCGAGAAGGAGUUUUCAUCUUCAAUAUCCAAAAUGACACAGAUGUCAGCGGCAACAUCCUCAAUGUCACCUUCUCCGCCUUGCUUCCUGGAGGAGCUCAGGAUCAUUACUUCCCUUCGGAGGAACUCCAGGAGCAAAUCUACCUGAACCGAACUCUGUUACAGAAAAUCUCCAGCCAAAGCGUCCUUCCAUUUGAUGACAACAUCUGCUUGCGGGAACCUUGCGAGAAUUACAUGAAAUGCGUCUCUGUGUUAAAGUUUGAUAGUUCUCCACCUUUCAUAGCCUCUGAUACAGUUCUAUUCAGACCAAUCCAUCCGAUUAAUGGCCUGCGGUGCCGUUGUCCGACAGGCUUUACCGGUGACUACUGCGAGACAGAGAUUGACCUGUGCUACUCAGGUCCAUGCCACAACAAUGGCCGCUGCCGCAGUCGAGAAGGAGGGUACACCUGUGAGUGUCUAGAAGACUUUACAGGUGAAAACUGUGAAAUAGAUGCCCGCUCUGGUCGCUGUGUCCCCGGGGUAUGUAAAAAUGGAGGUGAGUGUGUCAACUUGCUAGUGGGUGGCUUCACAUGCAGUUGCCCCUCUGGAGAGUAUGAGAAACCUUUCUGUGAGAUGAUGACACGCAGCUUUCCUGGACAGUCCUUCGUUACCUUUCGAGGCCUGAGACAGAGAUUCCACUUCACUGUCUCCUUCAUGUUUGCAACAAGAGAGAGAAACGCACUCCUACUCUACAAUGGUCGAUUUAAUGAGAAACACGACUUCAUUGCUGUGGAGAUCAUUGAGGAACAGAUUCAACUCACCUUCUCAGCAGGUACAACACUCCUGCCACUGUUACAAUUGAGAAGACCAGGUCACUGAUAUGAUGAGCCAUUGAAUAUUUUUUUAUCAUAGGGCAGAUAAACUAAUAAUCUUUACGUAAAAAUAUGGGAAAUGAGCAUGAACAAAUAACUAUUCAAU
Molecule: messenger RNA, 4299 nt
Organism: Carassius auratus (goldfish)
Lineage: Eukaryota; Metazoa; Chordata; Actinopteri; Cypriniformes; Cyprinidae
Product: cadherin EGF LAG seven-pass G-type receptor 1-like
Exons: 5
Coding region: 1-4200 (1399 amino acids)
Biological process (GO): homophilic cell-cell adhesion
Cellular component (GO): plasma membrane
Molecular function (GO): calcium ion binding
Source: RefSeq, a predicted model, not a curated record